This is a messenger RNA of Centropristis striata (black sea bass), 727 nucleotides long. RefSeq names its product troponin T type 1 (skeletal, slow) (gene tnnt1). Gene Ontology annotation, biological process: regulation of muscle contraction; slow-twitch skeletal muscle fiber contraction; sarcomere organization. Gene Ontology annotation, molecular function: tropomyosin binding; troponin T binding. Gene Ontology annotation, cellular component: troponin complex. The transcript is spliced from 8 exons. The record is from RefSeq and is a predicted model, not a curated record. Bases 48 to 677 code for a protein of 209 amino acids. Lineage: Eukaryota; Metazoa; Chordata; Actinopteri; Perciformes; Serranidae.
CUGCGUUUUCUUUAUCCAUUCAACUUUGCAGCUGCAUCGUAAAUCAAAUGGGAACAUCAGCUGUUGCAGCCUGGGAAAAAGACAUCCACAGAAAGCGAAUGGAGAAGGACUUACUUGAGCUGCAUACUCUUAUUGAUGUCCACUUUGAACAGCGGAAGAAGGACGAGGAAGAACUCAUUGGCCUCAAGGACCGAAUUGAGCAUCGUCGGUCAGAGAGAGCUGAGAUCCAGAGAGUCAGAGCAGAGAAGGAGAAGGACAGACAGAACAGGAUUGCGGAGGAACGUCACAGAAAAGAGGAAGAGGAAGCCAAGAAGAAGGCUGAUGAUGACCUCAAGAAGAAGAAAGUGCUCUCUGGCAUGGGAGCCAACUUUGGAGGCUUCCUGGCCAAGGCCGAGUCGAGGAAGGGUAAACGUCUGACAGGAAAAGAGAUCAAGAGGAAGACUCUGGGCGAGAGACGGGAGCCGCUCAACAUCGACAACAUGAGGGAGGACGCACUCAAGCAACGGGCCCAGGAGAUGUGGAACUGGAUCUACCAGCUGGAGUCUGAGAAGUUUGACUUCAUAGAAUACAUGAAGCACCAGAAAUACGAGAUCAUCGUGCUGCUGAACAGAAUCCAACAUGCUCAGAAAUUUAAAAAGAUCCAUGGCAAAGGGAAGGUGGGUGGGCGCUGGAAGUAAAGGGCGGUAGAAAAAGAGAAAACUCAUUGGAAUCAAACAGUGGAGCCAGU